This is a messenger RNA of Pocillopora meandrina, 2982 nucleotides long. NCBI's taxonomy places the organism in Eukaryota, Metazoa, Cnidaria, Anthozoa, Scleractinia, Pocilloporidae. The record is from the annotation of a GenBank genome assembly.
CUUACAAGGCUUAUUUACAAAGCAGGAAAACCGCGUUUUGAUGUGAAACGCAGCCCAUUGCUACUUGAUCCGGAAAGUUGAUUGCAUUCAAUUCACGAAGACAAUUCAACAAAGUGCAGCUAAAAUGGUUUUUAAGCGUACGAUCCUUUUUUUGGCUCUGGGUUUAUCUUUCUGCCAGACGGAAUCAAAAUACCUUCUCCAUCCGAAGUUCAGAGGAAUGAUUAUGGAGAACAGUUUUGACGAGGCAUCAGGUGAGGUCAAUAGUUCUAGGCAAAUUUCGUUCCAGCCUUUAUAUUUCUCUUGGCUGAUAUGAUUUGGAAAAGAAAACGACAGUAGCAAAUAAACAAAGCCUUACUAUUUAGUAGCUUAUUUUAAGCGUUGGGACACCACUAUUAAUUAGCCGAAGGCAUAUGCAUUGUAUACGCAAAUAAAUGACGGUCAAGUUGAUUCGUAGCUCCGUUGCUUUGAGUUUGUGUUACUUUGUCACAGAUUUCGUCCUUAGUAAGUAAAGGUAGACCCAUUUCAUUGAUUCCGUCGCUGGAAUUUAAACACAGACUCACAAUUCAUUACCUUUUCUCGACUGACCUUAUUCAACCGGGGUGGAAUUUUAUGUUAACGCAGUAGAAUUAAGUUACACGUUUAUUUAUCCUUUGGGCAAGGCAAAGGCUGGGCACUCAAUUAAAAGAAGCUUCUUUAAGUUCUCAAUGGGAUGAUGGUUUUUGCGGCUAACGGCUAAAAUUUUUGCCAAUUUGCGGCUAUCGGUAAAUAUCUUUCCACUGCUGUAACCAGAAAUUUUUUUACGGUUAACUUUUUCUACCACUAACGGUUAAAAGUUCCCAAAUUUUUACGGCUAAUGGCUCAAUGUUUUGGUCGCUUUACAGCCAACGGUUAACCCCAUUGAGAUCCUCUUAAAAAGUUUUGAAGCCGUUGAAGUCGUUCAAAAAUAAACUAAAAAACCGAAUCCUCAAAUUGCCAAGUUUGUACUUUAUCCACCGCCAUUGUCGAUAGUUAACGUUUCAAAAGAGAGGUCAGAUCUCGAGCCCUGAUAAGCCAUACGGCGGGGCUACAAUUCUCGCAUGGAAAUCGCUUUAAUCUCUAUAGCUUAUGUUAUAAACAGUGAAAAUAGGAUUUGUGACGUAUCUCGUUGAUUCCUGUUAUCUUUUCGUAAACGGAUUAUACGGGGGUCUGUAUAGCGUGACUCCGACAGCGCAGAGAACGUGCGGUUACUUCUCAUUAUAAAUAGGAGAAUCUAGAAUCCGAUGAAAUAACUUCGGCGCGCUAUGUAUCUCCACAUAACUAAACGAGUGAAAACGCUUCAGGAUUUUACUACGAUAAUUCAGGAAUUCCUCUGUAACAAUUUGCGAAAGGAAUAAAAUUAACUAUGCGUCACCUUUUAGGAAUUGGAAAACUUAGUAUAGACGAAAUAUAUUGCAGCAUACAUAUGUACUUCAUCGGUGCAACUGAUCCAGAAAUCUGAAGUUAUUACUCUCAAAAGUAUGCUAUUAAGCCAAAUAACCGGAAAUAUCAUUCAUGUGGCGUACUGACGGGAUAUAAAUUAACAGAUAAGGACAAAAUGCGAGGGAAUAUGAACUUUUGCAUGUAUAGCUUGAGCUCAUGGGUUAUGGGACAUUUGUUUUUUGAAAGAGAGUUCUGAAAAGUAAGCUUUGUUAAUGAAGACAAUAUUUUUCUGGACAUUUACACAAUCUUUGCAACUGUUCCUUGCGCGCCCUUCGCUCGAACUAACGAGGAAUGCAGGUAUAAAGAGUAUGAACGCAUUACAAUAACUGGCUGAAAAUUGUCUGUUAGGAGAAGAUUAUAUCUCUCGGACUUGAUUGUAGACAUACUGCGAAAAAUUAUCAUUUUACCACCAAGUUACACUUAAAAAGAAACUGCGUGACAAAAAAUAUAUGUUAGAGAUAAAAUGAAAUUUGCUUAGUGAAAAAAGUUCCUAUUGUCACAAAGGUUGAGCAGGGAGGGGGGUGGGAGGGGGAGAUAUGAAACGAACGUCGAAGGAAGAUAUCGUGAGUGAGAAACGGACCAGAGACCUAUGAGAACAGCAUAAGCGAAAGGGUGCCUUGAGAGAACUCGACCUUGGUAUCUCACCUGUAAGGAGGUGAGGUUGGACGUACAGGACGGAAGGAUUGGUGUUGCGGGGAGAGAAGGACACGUGGCGCUGUAGUAAGGGGGCAGGUAGAGAUAUUAAGCAUACGUAGCCAAUUCACAUAGCUUAGGACUAUUGACUGAAAAGGAAUAUCGAUUUGAGUGGAGUGGAAAGAGGAGAAAGAGAGAAAGAAAGGAUGGAGAAUGAACUUUUUGGAUACAUGACGAGAAGGCGGAGGAGAAGGAGGAGGAGAAUGGCUAUUGUGGGAUUAAACAAAAAGCAGAUUUUGCCUACAAAAUUUAUUUCCUGUGUAAAAUUGACUCGUGACCUGGCUCUCUCUUCUAACCACAGGUCGGUGUCAAUAUUUGGACCACCGCUAUGAUGAAGGACAAGUCAUGGUUCCAGAUGACAAAUGCAACUACCAGUGCACCUGUUACGUGUCUGAAUACUUUGUCGGAUUUCUGUGCGAGCCAUUGUGUCAUAGAUACAUUGACUACAUUGACUGCAUGCCAGGAUAUGAGAUGAAAAGUCGUAGGGUACCUGCCGGGCCUUUAGAGUUUGGAUGCGAGUGCAAAGUGUUAGAGUGUGUUCCAUCCUUCGAUAUCGAGUCAUUUCUCAACUCUCGAAAAUUACAAGGGAUGUAACUCUCUCAUGUGCGAGAGUGUAAUUUUGACAUUGGUAAACCCUAAGCAACCGAAGAAAGAAAUGUUUUUGUAUCCCCAUUUAUCGAUAAGGAACUCGUUAUAUCUAAAAAAAAAAAAAACUAAUGACUCCUCCCUAUUGACAGUCAUUUCUCUAUGAUCCCUCCUUUAUACCCUGUUAGCGACGACUGAUGCCCCCACCUUUCCCCCCUGACAAAUAUGUGAUCUCCCAAACCCCCC